CCAAUUGCAGUAUUCGUUUCUCAGUAGUCGACGAUUCGCACGAUCUAACCCAACUAGCCAAGAUGUUCAAGUUCUUCUUCGUUGCCGCUCUGGUGCCAGCCAUGGCCAUGGCUGCCGUCAACUUCCGUGCCUGCCCCAACGGAGCCCCAACCCCGGCUUCCUUGAGCGUGAACAACUGCGCUGGAUCCGAGUGCAUUUUGGUUGCCGGACAGCCUCUGAAUGCCGUGGCCAGUGGAAUCGUUAGCCCGGUCGGAAGCGCCACUGCCACCGCUCACAUUGUGGCCCGCGUUGCCGGUUUGGAUGUCGGUUUCGAACUGCCCCCAGCGCUGGCCAACGCUUGCCAAGCUGGACUCAUCGGAGGUUGCCCAGUCGUUGCUGGAACCCCAUUCGACUACGCUCUGGUUGAUGAUUCCCUGGACGCCCCGGCCCGUGACAUCCCAGUCGAAAUCGAAGUCGGUCUGACCGGAGAUGGUGGCGUCGCUCUGGCUUGCGUCCGUUUCGAUGCCAGAAUUCAGUAAA
This is a messenger RNA of Ochlerotatus camptorhynchus, 519 nucleotides long. RefSeq lists its product as uncharacterized. The coding region runs from base 63 to 518 and encodes 151 amino acids. The transcript has 2 exons. NCBI's taxonomy places the organism in Eukaryota, Metazoa, Arthropoda, Insecta, Diptera, Culicidae. The record is from RefSeq and is a predicted model, not a curated record.